UGCACGUGUUUGUUUGUUUUUCUGCACGUGUGGGACACGUGUGUUAUUAUGUUGACGUUUUCGAAGGCUCAUGGGCGUGUGUGUGUGUGUGUGUGUGUGUGUGUGUGUGUGUGUGUGUAUGUAAGAUGCUACUUUCUCUGUGCUCGGUGCUUGUGCACAUUGGACAGUUAUGAAUGUCCAUAGCAGGAGUCCCGCCUCUGCGCUCGGACGCGUAACGCGCGCUCGCGCUCUCCCGACGCCCGCGUGUCUCCCACCCCGGUCAUGGUGAGUCCGGCAGGAUGACGUCCAAAUGUGAAUCCGAUUCACCCUCGAACCGCUCCUCCGGAGACGCGAUGCUGGAGUCGAACGUGUCCAGAUCGGAGCACAACGGCGGCCGGAGCGCCACGUGCGGCUCGGUGUCCGUCGCCUACCCCAUCACCAUGAUGGUCACUGGGAUGGUGGGCAACCUCCUGGCCAUCAUACUGGUCUCCAACGCGUACAGGCGCAAGGAGAACAAGCGCAAGCAGUCGUUCCUGCUGUGCAUCGGCUCUCUGGCGCUCACGGAUCUGUUCGGGCAGCUUCUCACGAGCCCCAUAGUGAUCUCCGUGUACCGGGCCGAGCUCCAGUGGGAGCGCGUCGAUGCCUCGGGGACCCUGUGCUCGUUCUUCGGCGUGUGCAUGACCACUUUCGGCUUGUGCUCGCUGUUCUUCGCGAGCGCCAUGGCUGUGGAACGGGCUCUAGCCAUCACCGCGCCUCACUGGUACUCCAACAGCAUGAAGACCACCGUCACCAAGCACGUGCUCGUCUCCAUCUGGUGCCUGUUGCUGUGCUUCGCCCUGCUGCCCAUCAUCGGGGUGGGGAAGUACACCCUGCAGUGGCCCGGGACCUGGUGCUUCAUCAGCACGGGCGACUCGGACGUCAGCGGGAACACGUUUUUCGCCGUGACCUUCGCCGCGCUCGGGAUCUCCUCGCUGCUCGUCACGUUCUCGUGCAACGUGGUGACGAUCCGUGCGCUCGUGGCGCGCUGUAGGGGAAAGCCCAGCGCGUCUCAGUGGUCCAGGCACUGGGAGAGGCUGACCACCGAGACCGUCAUCCAGCUCAUGGGGAUCAUGUGCGUGCUACUCGUCUGCUGGUCUCCUUUACUGAUCCUAAUGUUAAAGAUGAUCUCCAACCACACAUCUUCUCAUCACUGCAAACCGUCGAUGAUUCCUCGCCUGCCCAGCCGAGAGUUACAGAUGGACUGUAACUUCUUCCUGAUCGCCAUUCGCCUGGCCUCUCUUAAUCAGAUUCUGGACCCGUGGGUUUAUCUGCUCCUCAGGGAGAUCCUGUUGAGGAAGUUCUGCCAGGUGGCCAACGCAGUGUCUAAUUGCUCACUGGAUGGACAGAAAGAGACUCAGAAGGAAACAGCUCCGGACACUGUGAAGAAUCCAGCCAAGGAGAACGAGGAGUGCAAGAAACUGUCUUCUCCUGAUCCUGAUCUUGGUGGAAGUACAGAAGCUUGACUGCAGCUAAUUAUAAAAAAGUGUGGGUUUUGUUUUGUCGCUCAAGGACGAGAAAAUCGUGAUGAAUAACGGCGACUUUCUGGAUUUCAGCGUGAAACAUGAGCGAGUCCAGCAUGCCAUCGCUUGUAAAAGCAGCUCGAUCCGAUCCCUCGGCGCCGGAGUCCGUAAAUGAAUGUGAUCCUGUGAGCGAAACACCGCAGUACAGAGAUCUGGACCUGUUCUUGUUAACACGUUGCUUAACAAAUACAAGUCGACAUAUUCCAGAAGCGCCGGUUGUUAUAAUGGUCUCAGAGCGAGAGAAGGUUUAGCCGGAUUGAGUUAUCCGGGGUAAUUACAGGCCUCGUGUGGACUCUGAGAAACUGUGAGGAGAUUUUUCUCUGAAGGUUAUUAUCUAUAAUAAACUAUGAAACAUGUACAUAUCCAUAUCUGUUAUAACCUUUGACUGAGCAAUGAAAGCUCAAUAACGCUUCGCAGCCUCACAGAAUUCCAGAGGUAGGUUUGGAAUGUACAGUUUAUAAUUUUUUAGAGCUUCAUUAUGCAUUAUGGUGCAUUAUAAGUAGCGCUAUUAACAUGAGCAUUGAAGCCUUCGUUUAUAGUUCAUUAGGACGCCAAUCGUUUUUCUGAUUUAAUAAAUGCCUUUGUUUUAAAUUUGUGCCAAAACUGGCUGAUGAUUAACAGCUCAGUGGUUAAGAUGCUGGUCUUUUGAUCGGAAGGGCACCAGUUCAAAUCCCAGCACCACCAAGCUGCCACUGUUCGGAUAAAUGAGAUAAUCGUAUCUCGCUCUGGAGAAGGGCGUCUGCCAAAAGCCCUGAUCAAGAAACGGCGUUAAUUUGAAGACUGUGGAUUUCAAUUGUAGAAAUACGCAAAUAAAGUCGAAAUAUUUGAACCCUGGAUGAAGCUAAUGUACUAGCGAUGUCGUAGACGUCGAGCGCAUCAGUGUUUCACUCGAUUUCUUUGAUCAUCAUUCUCGUAAACUCUCGUGAACCAACGUCUCGUCUACGAAUAGCACGCAGAUGUGACUAUCGAAAUCCUUCACACUGCAAAAAAAGAGGAAGUUUCCUUAAUAUCUGUGUUUUUUUUCUUCUGAAUAAAUUGUUUCCUACGUCACCGCUGCAGUGUUCGUUUAGUGAUUAUAACUGACGGCGAUGCGCCAAAAGAUGAAUCAUUUUCUUAUUGCUAAAUGCUAACCUGAAGUAGGAUUCGUUCAUUAAGUAGAAAAUCGUAAAUUUUAUACAAAACAGCUUAACGUUUCUCUUAACGUUUCGACGUUAUUCUCAAAAUAUAAAAAUUUUAUUCUCAAAAUAUAAUUUUUUUUUCCUCAAAAUAUUUCAAAUUUAUUUUCCUCAAAAUAUUUCGACUUUAUUCUCGUAAAUUCGACUUUCUUCUCGUAAUUUCGAUUUUCUGCUCAAAUUAUUUUUACUUUAUUCUUGUAAGCUACAACUUUAUUCUCAAAAUAUUUCGACUUCAUUCUUGUAUUGCUAUGACUUUAUUCACAUAAUCUUCAAUUUGUACAUUUUAUUUAUUUUUUUUUACGUGGCACUAAAACGUCAUAAUUUUAGGUAAUUUCUUGGUAAAAUUCAAUACAAUUGGCACAAAUUAAAAUCUAUAGAUUGGGGAUUUUUUUUAAGGGUCAGAGCUCAGGGUAAGCAAUAAAACAGUGCCCCCUAGGGAAAAAAGUUGUUAAGGGCCUUGCUGAAGGGCCCAAAAGUGGACGCUUGGUGGUGCUAGGGUUGGAAACAUCAACUUUCAGACUCUUAGACACUGAGUGACAAUAUUGGUGACCAAAUGUGUCUUAAACAUGGCUUUAAUUUACCUCAAAUCAGUAGCCAUAGUUGCGAGGCAGCUUUAAAGAAAUCUACAUGAACAUACAGAUCUUUGAGAGAAAACAAACAAAAAAAGGUGUAAAAAAAAAAAAGAAAAGAAAAGAAAAGGACGGUCUAAAAGUGUGGAGGGUUUAUUUAUUUAUUUAUUUAUUGUCUAAGUUUGCGACUUUGAAUUGAAUUAUUUUUUAUUUGUUUAACCGAUAGCGUUCUGUCUGUUAUGAAAAAGAUCCAAUAGGUACACUAUAUGGACAAAAGUAUGUGGACGCCUGACUGUAACAUUGGUAUGUCCUACUUUUUGAACAUCCCAUUCCACAUUUAGAUCUCCACUCUUCUGGGAAGAUGUUUCACUAGAUUUUGUGGACAUUGAGAUUCAUUGAGCCACAAGGGUGUUAGUAAAGUCCAAUCCAUCAUUCAAUAGGGUUGGAUCUCUAUAGCGGGAGAUCUUCUACUCCAACCGAUGGAAAGCAGAUCUUUUGCAAACAUUGUGUCAUGCUGGAAAUGGGUUUUGUGUCUCCUACUUCAUGUGAAAAGAACAUUUCAUGCUAAUGCAUCCAAAGAUUUCUAUACGAUUGUUUGUGGUUACAGUUUGCAGAAAAGUCGGGUGUUCCAAUACUUUUGGACAUGCCUUGUAAGUGUGUGUGUGUGUGUGUGUGUGUGUGUGUGUGUGUGUGUGUGUGAGAGUCCAUUUUAUGUAUUAAACUAAGCUGUGAGAUGAUUGUUUUUGCAACCAACGAAUCAAUUAAGGAAUAAAACACUCUGUGAUCAGGAAAUAAUCGACGACAGGGUACUUACUGUUAUGAAACCUACUUCAUUUUGUCUCUGCAGAGAACAGCAAUAUACUGUAUUUUAUAAAACAGGAAGAUUCUACAGGAAGUGCAAAAUUUUACACUUCAAUCUCAUUUUAUUUUUUUCAUUCCGGCGAACGAAUGGGUCAAUAUGCUGCCUGUUGUGCACAAAGGUGUCUCCUGAUUCUGUGAAUGUAUUAUGAUCUCGAGUGGUGGUUUUUUUUGUUGCAUUUAUGAGUGUUUGCAUGUUCCAACUCUGUCCUUCACACCUUCUUUUCAUCCUUUUUGGCUUCUGAGUGCAAUCCUAAGCAACAUACCAACGUGCUGUUUGUCCUUGAACCGGUUUCAUUCCUUAGUUAACGUUUGCAAACACAACUGAGAACAUUCUAACAUGCUUAUCACAACCAGAACAUCGCAGAGGUUUAUGUGAGGUGGUGGCAUAGCGCCUCCAAAUUGGGAAGCUUUGGAAUGGAUGUGGAAAAACAAUUGUUGUUUUUGGAGCUUGUCCAUGGCUUGGAGCACUUCCCUGGAAUUAAUUGGUUAUAGCAAACAAAAAGAACGUCUAGGUGGAGAUACUGUAUCUACGACAUACAGAAAAAUUUCCAGUGCAAAGUCUUGGGGACGGGAAAAGGUGAUUUGGAGUGGAAAUUGUCUGAUCAGCAAUGACAUUAAAAGCACCUGUGUGGCACCGAGUCAAUGUCUAAGAUAUUAGAAGCAGAUCCUUCAAGUCCUGUAAGUUGAGAGUUGGACCCUUCAUGAACUAGCACAUUCUACAUACGCUCAAUUGGAUUGACAUCUAUGAAAUUUGGAGGCUGAUUCAACACCCUGAACCUCCUCUAAUGCUCCUCAAAAUGUUCCUGAACAGUUUAUUGCAGUGUGGAUCAGGUGGAGCUUUAUUGUGCUUAGAGUCCACUGUUAUUAGGGAAUACAUUUAUCAUGAAGGGGUGUAACUGCAUGGGGUCUGCAACAGUGGUGAGGUAGGUGGUAUGUAGCAUUAGUUCAUUUUUAUCUGUAGAGCACUUUCUACAUUGUCUCAAAGCACCUUUACAGAAAUAAAGUGCUUAUAAACCCUAAUAAAAGAGUGUCUAUAUUUAGUGGUGAUAAGUUUGUCCCUACUGACCGAAUCUUCAGCGAAUAUGUCAACAGAGGAACCAUACCCAAAAGGGAACCAACCUAACCGAUGAAUGUCUGUUCAUUACAGUUCCAUCAUUGUACUGUCCAGUCCUAUAUUCACUUUAAUGCAAAACUGCUCAUGCAAACUGUGGUCCUGAGCACAUUGUAGCAGACUGUUGAUAUUUAUUACAGUCCAAAUCCAUCCUCAAAGUUUUGAGUUGCUCAGGAACUGUAUGAUCUUUAGGCUGUUGAGGUAGAACCAUCCCCAGGUGCACAGAGUGGUGUCCAAUUGAAGUGAACUCCAUCCAGAGGUAGGGUGUCGGGACAAAUCGGGCGGAUCUGAAGAGACGAAAGAGACAGGAACACUGGUCACUGGUACCUCGGGAACAUGUUUAACUCGACAGUUAACUUGAGCAUCAAAGUAAUAUCCAGGACCCAAAGUUUUCCAGCAGAACAUCACCCAGAGCAUCACACUGCUUCGGCUUAAUUGCUUUCCCAUAGUUCAUCCUGGUGCAAGGUCUUCCCAGGUAGGCGACGCACACGCACCUGGCUGUCCACAUGAGUAUGCGAUUGAUCAGACGAGGACACUUUCAUCCAUUGAUGCACUUUGUGUUUCGACACCUUUUUAUUAGAGCCAGCAUCAACUUUUUCAGUAAUCUGUGCUGCAGUAGUUCUGUGUGAUUGGAUAAGAGAGGUUAGCCUGAGCUCCACAUGCUCUUGGUGACCAUGACUUCUGGUGCUUUUUUGAUAGGUACUAACCACUGCAUACUGAGAUAAAUCCCACAUGACCUGCCAUUUUAAAGAAGCUCUGACGCAGUCAUCUUGACAUCACAGUUUGCCACCUGUUAAGGUCGUUCAGAUGCUUGUCAUUUUUCAUGCUCCUGAUUCAUCAACUUUGCAAACUGACUGCUCACAUGCUACCUAGUAUUUCACAGCCUUUAACAGGUGCCACUGUAAUGAGAAAUAAUAAACAUUUAUUUAUAAACAAAUAAUAAGCUUUUAAUGUCAUGGCUGAUUGCUGUAAAUAGCGAGACUCAGAAAUGCGAGUGCACCACCAUGAACCUGUUUCCAGUCAAAGACAAAAAAAAGAUAAACAGACAAGACAAGCUUUCAGUACCCCAACUUUCCAAUACCCAAACUUUCUAUUACCCACGAUUUCUAGUGCCCAAACUUUCCAAUACCCCAACUUACUAGUACCUAUUAUUUCUACUACCCGAUCAUUCCAAUACCCAAACUAUUUAGUACCCACAAUUUCUAGUGCCCAAACUUUCCAAUACCCAAACUUUACAGUACCCAAACUUUCCAGUACCCAAACUUUCCAAUAUCCAAACUUUCUAGUACCCAAACUUUACAAAACCCAAACUUUUAGUACCCAAAAUUUCUAGUGCCCAAACUCUCCAAUACCCAAACUUCCAGUACCCAAACUUUCUAAUACCCAAACUUUUCAGUACACAAACUUUCCAAUAUCCAAACUUUCCAAUACCCAAACUUUUAGUACCCAAAAUUUCUAGUGCCCAAACUCUUCAGUACCCAAACUCUCCAGUACCCAAACUUUUUAAUACCCAAACUUUCCAGUACCUAAACUUUCCAAUACACAAACUUUCAAAUACCCAAACUUUUUAGUACCAAACAUUUCUAGUGCCCUAACUCUCCAAUACCCAAACUUUCCAGUACCUAAAUGUUCCAGUACCCGAACUUCCCAAUACCCAAACAUUCUAGGACUCAAGCUAUCCAAUACAUAAACUUUCUGAGCUAGUUUCAGGGUUUUUUUUUCUGUGGAUAGUAAGAUAUAGUCUGACAUUUUGCCAAGACUAAGCAACCCUCAUGAAAUUUUAAUCAAGACUGUAAAUGUUCUUUAUAAAGAAAUUGUCUACAAGUGCCUUUUUUGAUAUCAGUCAUUAUCAGCAGGCUUUGUGGUGUGUAGCGCUUUAGACUUUUAGCCAUUCUAAAUGUUUCCUGUGCCUUUGAAAUGGAAGAAUUUUUUUUCUAGCUAAUGUUCUGGUUUGAAUCUAAAACAGGGAACGUUUGGACUUCAUGUAUACACCUUACAGCUCGGCUCAACUUAGACAUGAUUCCAUUAUUAUAAGUUCAUUAUCAAAUUAAUCUCUGUGGUUCCUGGCAUACAGUUGAGUGCAAAUGUUUGUGCACCUCUAGGACAAUUCUUUUUUUUGUCCAGGGGUAAGAUGUUCUAAAUGUUUUAUUCUAAGGGAAUUUUAUUUUUCAUAUAAAUAGAAGAUAUUUACAAAUACAAAAAUAUACUUAUCCCAGUAAAUGUGGGUUUGAGAAACUAAGGUAAAGAGAAAUGCUCACGUUUAUUACUUUAUAAUCACCAAGAAGAGAAUUUAAAACAAGAAACAAGGGUGGAUAAACAAUGGUGAUCAGUAAUUGAACCUGAGAACAGUCACUGGAUCACUAAUUGUUUUUUGGGGAAAAUGGAGAUUAGUGAUUGGUCUCUGAGAUCUGUGGAGUUUAUUUAUUCGUUUAGUAAUUAGUCCCUGAGAUCAAAUACUAAUGAUUUAAUGAUUUUGUUUCUGUAUCAGUGGUGAUCAGUGAAUUGUCAGUGGGAUCAAUUGUGAUCAGCGAUUUUUUUUUUUUUUUUUUUUUUUGAAUGAUUGAUUUUGGCAAUCAGUUUUGAUCAGUGGGUAAUUUUGGUGAAAAAAUGAUCAGUGAUUCGUUCUUGAGAUCAAUUCUAAUCAGUGUUUUUUUUUUUUUAGGGAAAAUGGUGCUGAGCAGUUCGUCCCUUAUUCACAUAUUUAGCUAGUUCUCAUUUGAUUUUUUUUACUCAUUUGACAUUUGAGGUUUAUUCUUAACCCUGGGGCCACAUUUCUCUAAAAGUUUGUGAAAGAACCAAAUAUGGCUGGAAAAGUCAGGUGUCCCAAUACUUUUGUCUAUAUGGUGUUAGUUUUGUUAUGCUAGUUAUAGUUUAAUGAUUCAGCAAAACCAGGCUGAAGAGCAGAUCAUUUAGUCUAACGAGUCUGAGUCUCAGAUGUGCGUCAGAUAUGUUAUCUUUUCCCAGCAGCCGUGGGGCAAACGAGCUUGAGCCAAAAACACAAGAGUGUUUGUUUGCAUGAGGGGUGAAAUUUGCUUGCAUGGAAAAUAUUUCUUCAAACACACACACACACACACACACGCACACGCACACCAGAAGUUUGAUCAGCUAGCCUCUAUUUUGUUUACUCAGUACAACAAACUUCUGGAAAAACCCAAUCUAUCAACAAAUCUUUUUACAUAAGAUGGCUUUAACUAGCCUGAUGGUAGCUAUCGAACUAGCAGUAGUAGCUAACAAAGAUUGCUAGUUAACAUGCUAGCUUUAUGUUAUAUUAUGUAAUACAGAAGCAAAGCUAGCUAGCAAAGAAACCCUGCUAGCUUACAUAAAAGCAAAUAAAACAGUAAAAUCAAACAUUUUAUUUCAUAUAAACUGAUGGUUUUAUUAAUCUACAAAGUAAAGAUGACUAACCACUAACCAAACUUUUACACAGGAUAAAAGUUUUAAUUUCUCACAUAACAUCAUAUUAAAAAAAAGAAUGUUUUUGUAAUUUUAUCAUGAACGUACGUUAUAGUAUUAAUGUACUAUUUAUCACAAAAAAUAUCCAAAUACAAAUUUGACUCAGGUUGUUAUGUGAUAUAUUUAUGACAUACAAAAAAUUAUUUAAUAUUUGAUAUAAUAAUAUUUUUAUGUGUGCAAAUUCAACCACUCAGAAUGUAUUUUAAUAUUUUAGUUAGUAUUUUAGUUUUAAUUAAUUAAUGAAUCGCCACAUCCUGAGUCAAUAUAGAUGUUUACCUAAUCUCUUGUUGUAUAAUGCAUACAAAAAUUUGUCAAAUUUGAGUUACAAAUGGUCCACAGUCUCAGGGAGUGUUUUAUAUUUUAAUUUCUUUUUCCCUGCUUUAGUGUGGUCAUUGUUGUAGACAUCAUAAUUUAAUAUAUACACUAUAUUGACUAAAGGUUGUUGACACCUGACCAUAAGAUGGGUAUGUGCCUAAUUUUGAACAUCCUAUUCCACAUUUAGUCUCCAUUUGCUGUUAUAAAAAGCUCAGAUUUUCUGGGAAGAUGUUCCACUAUAUUUUCUGGAUUCAUUUAGACACAAGGGUAUUUGUAAACUCUAUAGCAGCAGAUCUUUCACUUCAACCCAUGGAAAGCAGGAACAGGUUUGGGUCUGCUAGUUUAAGUGAAGGGAAAAUUUCAUGCUACUAAAUGCAUCCAAAGACGUCCUACAGGAUUGUGUGCCUUUUCAUUUGUGGUUACAUUUUGGGGAAGGCUGAAAAAGUUGGUUGUCCCAAUAUUUUUGGGCCAUAUAGUUUGUUUUAUUUGUAUAGCUGAUAAAUCAUGUAUUUUCUAAAAAAAUCUAUCUAAAAUCACACAUCACUACAAUCACAUAUAUCACACUGAUUUAUUUCUAUCCUUUUUGUACAUUAAAUACAAACGUAAAACGUAAUAUGUGCACAUGAAAAGUUCUUUGUAAGAAUUCUUGACAUUACUGGUGAAUAUGUGACAACUUGGAAGAAAUAAAAGUGUGUAAAAACACAUUUAUGUGUAAAUGUAAUGAAAAAAAAAAUGUAACAUCAUUUGCAUCAGUCUUCUAAACUUGAAUUGGGAAAGAAAAGAAAGAAAUGUGAGAAAAUAUAUGUGGGGAAAUUGUUUCAAAUGUGAAAAUGUUGCACGUGGAAUAAAAAAAUCACACAUUUGAAAUUUCACUUGAAAAUAAAAUAGAAAAUCGAUUUUUGUUUUUCUCCCGAGUCGUCACAAAAAACAAUCACAUUCUGUACAUCUUGUCAAUAAACUUUUUUAUGAAAUCUAUUAUAAAAAUGUGGUCUAAAACCUGCAGUAAAAAACAUGACAAAUGUUGAAUACAUGUUGAAAGCAUGGUAUAAUGACAAACACCUCCAAGUUUAAGGACGUAUAGGACGUUUUUGGACUCAGUAGCAUGAAAAAUUCACUUUAUUAAAACUAGGAGACCAAAUCCAUCUCUAUGAAAACCUGCUUUUCUCAGGUUGGAGUGGAAGAUCUUCUGCUAUAGAGCUAUAAAUCCUAUUGAACACAUUUGAGAUAAAUGUGAAUGCUGAUUGCACCACAGGCCUCCUUACCUUCUCACCUACAUCAGUACCUGGUUUUACUAGGUUUAAAUUUAGUUUGUACCCUCCAACACGCACACACACUGACACACACACACACACACACACACACACUGACACGUGAAAUACGGGUGUACACUGGUGUUUAACAUGUGCAUUCAUUUUGCUAGUUAUAUUUGUUCGAAUGGUUUUUACGAUCAUUUAAGGAGAAGCAUGCACUCUCAGUCAGGUGUGUCCGGGCUUUUAACGGGAAAUGUGGGUCGUAAAAUAAGCACUCGUAAAUGUUUUACAUGUUUGGCGAAUGCACUCAAGUCGUGAGGCGUAAAGCUGCGUUCUCCUGGUGCUGACUCUCUGAUGUAUGUUCCUGCAGAGAAAUGUCAUUAGUAUAUAUCAAUCUUUCAUUACGUUCCAUGUUUAAUAUGUAAUUAGUAUUCCUCAUUUAUUGUUGAUUGUGAUUUAUCGCAAAAAAAUACCUGUAUUGAGAAAACACCCAAUUGAGUCGCUUUCAGUUGUGUAUGUGCCGCUUUUGCUCCGCGGGUAAAAUAAA
Messenger RNA from Silurus meridionalis, 10819 nucleotides. It is a transcript of the gene ptger3, whose product is annotated as prostaglandin E receptor 3 (subtype EP3). Gene Ontology annotation, molecular function: prostaglandin E receptor activity. Gene Ontology annotation, biological process: adenylate cyclase-activating G protein-coupled receptor signaling pathway; positive regulation of cytosolic calcium ion concentration; inflammatory response. The transcript has 2 exons. Gene Ontology annotation, cellular component: plasma membrane. The coding region runs from base 279 to 1481 and encodes 400 amino acids. The record is from RefSeq and is a predicted model, not a curated record. Lineage: Eukaryota; Metazoa; Chordata; Actinopteri; Siluriformes; Siluridae.